Porites lobata is the source of this 405-nucleotide messenger RNA. The record is from the annotation of a GenBank genome assembly. NCBI's taxonomy places the organism in Eukaryota, Metazoa, Cnidaria, Anthozoa, Scleractinia, Poritidae.
AUGGUUUGGUCAGAACAGAAAGGUGUCAAACUGCUGCGAGCUAUGAAAGCAGAGGGGGUAUUUGUAACUAACAAGAGAGGCAGCCAGGAGAGAGGUGUUGUGUGGCAAAAUGUUGCGAGUGUCCUUUUUGCAGACUCUUUGACAGUAAACGCAAGGGGCCGUAAGAGACCAGUACCAAGUACUUGCAAAAAAUGGAGAGAGAAAGUGAGAAGACAGGAAAAUGAAAGUGGAGGAGGGGAUGAGCAAUUGACAGAAGUUGAGAUCUUACUAGAAGAGCUGGUAGAGAUAGAAAAUGAAUCUGAAAAAAAGGCUGAACAGGAAGGCGAUGGACACAAGAAAGCAGUGGCAGAAGAGAAGAAAAAAGCCACAGAGUUGAGAGAGAGAGCACUGGAGAGGUUUAGCUAG